Dermacentor albipictus is the source of this 2641-nucleotide messenger RNA. Its product is annotated as tetratricopeptide repeat protein 38-like. NCBI's taxonomy places the organism in Eukaryota, Metazoa, Arthropoda, Arachnida, Ixodida, Ixodidae. The record is from RefSeq and is a predicted model, not a curated record. Gene Ontology annotation, molecular function: protein binding.
UGGUCAGUUGUCAACAAUGUGCAGAACGCGUCGACUGCUUGUGGUAGACGCCUACAUGGCAGCUGUAUUUGCAUCGUCGAUAAGAACUGUGUGAAAUAUGUGACGCGUUUGUUGGAUUGACAUCACACGACAGCGCACGGAACCAGUCUAAAACGUGUGAGUCUACUUUGUCAAGUGAGUCUCUCACGGUUUUGCCCAACUCUGCAUCAUGGCUGCCAAGCUAACGCUGCGGCAAAACUGGCGCGAGUGCGCCGCUUGGAAAGCGGAAAACCUGCCGCUCAACACGACGAACGAUCAAGCCUGCAAGUUGUUCGAUGCGGCGCUUACACAGUACGUAGGCUGGUACGACGACCCGACCCUUGGCGGGCUGUCUGGGACGCUGGAAAGUCUAAAAAAAACGGACCCACACUUCACCAUGGGUCAGGUACUGAACGUCGGCCUGACACUUAUCGGCUCCGGAGACAACGUUGUCAAAAACGCGAACCUAUCCGGUGACCUCGACGUCCUGGACUCGAUCGCGAGCCAAGGUCGACUGCCGCACCGCGAGCAACUUCACGUGGACGCCGUGCUUGCCUGGUCCCGGGGCCGGCUGUCGCGCGCCGCGUCGCUCUGGGAGGACAUCCUCAUCGACAACCCGACCGACAUGCUGGCUCUGAAGUUCGCUCACGACACCUACUUCUACUUGGGCUACCAGCGCCAGAUGCGUGACUCCGUAGCGCGUGUGCUACCGCACUGGAAGCCGUCCAUGCCUCUAUACUCGUACCUGCACGGCAUGCUCGCCUUCGGCCUGUGCGAGACGAACCUGUACGACCAGGCGCGAAAGGCGGGCGAAGAGGCGCUCCGGCUCAACCGCAACGACGCGUGGGCCACGCACGCGCUGGCGCACGUGCACGAGAUGCAGGCGGACCCGGACGGCGGCAUCGCCUUCUUGAGCCGCACGCUGGCCGACUGGGAGCCGUGCGGCAUGCUGGCCUGCCACAACUUCUGGCAUUGGGCCGUCUACCACGUCGAGAAGGGUGAGGUCGAAGCGGCGAUCGACAUCUUCGACGGGCAGGUCUCGAAGCGUCUGCGCGACUCUGGCGCCAUGCUGGACUACGUGGACGCCGCCUCGCUCCUGUACCGGCUGCAGCUGCGCGAAGUGCCGAAGCAGAAGCUGGCAUCGCGCUGGCCGGGCGUAUUCGACGUGGCGCAGGCGCACUACGACGACCGCGUGCUGGCCUUCAACCAGCUGCACUUCCUGAUGGCCUUCCUGGGUGUCGGCGACGACGGCACGCAGCUCGUCGACCUGCAGCCGCAGCGAGACCUCGGGCGGCGCGAGGACGGUGGCUGGCCCGCCGACCAGCAGCGCAUCCUGGCCGAAGUGGGCCUUCCCGUGAUGCAAGCAAUGGUGGCUCACAACCAGGGCCGUUUCGACGACGCGGCCGAGAAGCUGUCCGCCGUGCGGUACGAUCUGUUGCGCAUAGGCGGAAGCAACGCGCAGCGCGACGUCUUCGACCUGCUGCUCAUCGACGCGGCCAUCAGGUCCGAGCGCCACACCCGUCUGGCUGAGGCACUGCUCGCCGAACGCAGCCUGCUCCGGCCCAAAUCGCCCAUGCUCAAGAGCCUGAACGAGGCCCUGGCCAAGCGCUGCAGCCAUAACGCUAAGAAGCCCGCGGGCGUUGAUGCGUUUGUCUGAACGUAUACCCUGCGCACUGAGGGUACUGGAAUGGCCUGCUGAGGAGAGACUACGGUGGAACAGACUUUGAACGCUUCCGUAUUCAACAAAGGAGAAACUGGGCUGGAAGUUUGCUCGGGACACUUUAGUCGUGUUAGAAAAUGUUUCUUUCUUUCUUUCUUCCUUUCUUUCGUUCUUUCUUUCUUUCUUUCUUUCUUUCUUUCUUUCUUUCUUUCUUUCUUUCUUUCUUUCUUUCUUUAACACUGUAUGCGAACCAGAACGUGCACUCGGUGAUAUUUUUUAUGUCUAUAGCGAAGCUUUUUUAUUUAUGCAAGCACAUUCGCGAAUGUGCUCCGUCCUUGCACCGUCGUUCAUAUGUAACAUUCCACUGCAGGAGUAAGACAGUCCUUAAGCGAAAAACAUGAUCGCCAGACGCUCGGAGAUGUAAACCAGCAGGUACCUUGAGAUCGGACUUUUUCUUUAAUGCUUUAAAUGAAACACAUGAUGUAUCACGAAGACUGCGCUCGCUUAAUGGCUUAUGCCCACAACCUACUGCGGUAAGCCCUCCGCGCUGCAGCACGCGGGCGUGCGCUCAGAUUGCUCAGAUGCUCAAUGUCGGUACUCCGGCUAAGUUCACGGGACGGCCACAAGUGUCACGUGAACGAGCUGUGGCAGUAGGUACCCAGGUGGGCUCGUUUCGACGCGUGAAGCCAACGCACUCAGGCCGCUCACUGCGCGCCUAAACGAUUGCGCAAGUUGGCAACAGCCGCUGUAUGGACGCAAUCAUAAAUCGGGGCGCUGUUCGCGGCCUUUUCCGUACAAAAGUGUUGGAACACAAUAAAUAUUCACACAGACUCCGGUGUCUCUUGUCCGGUGGUUUUUGUGUCCUCUGUAGAUUACAACCUAUAAGUUCAGAAGCGUUCUUUGUAGGAUUUGAAUCUUAUUAGGUUUCUGCUGUGAUUACAUACUACGUUAGGGCCCCUGAAA